This is a messenger RNA of Exophiala mesophila, 3326 nucleotides long. RefSeq lists its product as uncharacterized. Lineage: Eukaryota; Fungi; Ascomycota; Eurotiomycetes; Chaetothyriales; Herpotrichiellaceae. The transcript has a single exon. The coding region runs from base 310 to 2274 and encodes 654 amino acids. The record is from RefSeq and is a predicted model, not a curated record.
CGAGCCCCCAGUCUCGGGUGCUGGCUUUAACUAAUAAGAGUCCAUCAGCCCUGUCAAGCAUUCCCCCAAAGCCGCCCAGCUCCAACCCACCAGUGCCACCUCACGAUAUACCCACACGGACCGACUGUCGAUCCCGCUUUGACAGCCACUGUGGGCCAUUCCCGUCCCCUGUCACCCCACUAUUUCCACCUCCAUCUCGAACCAUCCUCAACCCAAGCAGUCCAAGCAACGACAUCUCGGACCAUCAUCACCUCAUCUUCAUCCCACCUACAACUCCUCGCCAAUAUUUAUGUUAACCACGCCGCGUCCAUGCCAGAACCUGACCAUUCGCGUAUUCGACAUGCGACGGUAGAGGAUUGUGUCGACGAAAGUGAUGCUGCCUUCCUGGACUCCCGUCAUAAUGUCCAUGUCCCAUCAAGAAGCCCAGACCACACUGUGGUUUCUGAAAGAAGGCAUGCCAGACCCUUGAGAGAAGGUCGUGACUCGAGAUAUGGCAGCCAAAGUGUCACCGUACCCGCCGAGCCACUGUCGACCAAUCCAAAGCCCACUGCUUUUCCCAUCGAGAGGGAGCGACAGCCUUAUCACAUCACGAAACAGCCAUCUUCCAAACAACCUCCUCGCCAACAGACCUCUGUAAGAGCCAAGGACACCAUCUCAGAGCCACAACCCGAGAGGCCUCACCCUAAAGCCGAGUGGGCCCAUCCGAGGGGAAUGUGUCGUCUUUGUGACCAUUUUGGUUGUCAUGAUGAGUCAAAGGCCGACAAGCUACCUCCGCUUCAGAUACAGCCUCAUUCCCCUAAAGCAUCGAGGAAGACCGCCGUCCGAGAUCUACCUGAGUCCGAAUCAUCGGCUGUCCGUAAAACCAGGAGAUCUUCCUCGGCGCAAAGAGCUUUGCCAUUGACUCUGAACACGAGUUUUGCCUCACCGCCUCCACAUCAACCCUACUACUCCCCUACCCCAGUUCUUCCACACCCAGGUUGGCAGACCCCAGUGCUUCCGCCCUUGCCGUAUGGUCCUUCUCCGUAUCCUUUCGUAUCCCCGGACCCCGCCUCCGCCACGAUCCAGUAUUCCGCAUAUCAGCCUCCUGGCCCCUUCUACGAGCCGUUCCCCCAAAUCCCCCAAGAGACCAGAUCUGCCCAGCCAAGCCGCCGCCCAAGUCCGCACAAGAGGUCGUCAGUUUACGGACAGCCACUUAUCAGGUAUCCGUCGCAUGAAGUCGAGUCAAAUUAUUACGAAGGGCCGUCUCGAGAAUACAUGUCCAACGCGCCGUCCCACCGGCCAAGACAAACUUUCGACGUUGACCGUCAAGCCAUGCCACCACCUGCAAAGACACAAUCGAUUAGUACACCCUUUGCACAGAAGCCACGCAACACACGAGCGCAGACAUAUCAUUCAGAAGACUCACUUCCCCGUCAGAGACCUUCACGGGCGCGCGAACAAUAUGAGGAAGACGAUGGCUAUCGGGAGAUGCGUGCCACAACGUCGCAUCGAGGGCGAAGGGAAUCCCCCUCUCGACCGCCGACUUCGUACAAGCCCCCAAGCAACCUAGAGUCAAGACCAGGCCUGCCCAAAAAGGCAGUCUCGUACUCCACUCCAGAGACUGUUAGCAGGGUAGCGUCGUCCCAAAAGCUAGCACAGCGGAGUAAUACGUUGCCUUCCAUCUCUCUAGAACAACAAGAGGCCAACGUGGAAGCAUAUCAACGAAAUAAAAAGAGAGAGAGUGCCAACUUGGGCCUGAGUUACGAGGCACUGAAAAGCCUGAGCAAAGGCACUUCAAGUUCCCGCUCAGAGACGGCGAGCAGUUACAGUCACAAGAGUCACCAGUCAUCCAAGGAUUCCUCACGGGGACUGAGCCACGCAAGUACUUCUGCCACCCAAUUUACCAUAUCGGGAGGAGGCCUCAGCCUGAGUAUUCCGGCGAAUUAUGGUGCAGAUGGUCAGCCUUCCCUCAGUUUUAGCUAUGGAGAUGCCGUGGUGAACAUUGGAGGGUCUGGCCGAGAGCCAGAAAGGGUUCGAGAGCAAAAGAGACUCGAGCGUGCUCCAAGUGUGACCAGCAAAACGUCAAAGGUGAGCAUGGCGAGCAGUAACAUGUCGAUCGGCGACCCAGUCAAAAGGGCUCGACGCACGUCUCAAUUGGAGGAGGCCGCCGCGAGGACCAAUCGACAAAGUGGUCGAACUUCAAGCACUACACGACCUGCAUACGACUAUUCAUACCAACAAAGGCGACAGAGCGUUGAUCUAAGCUCAUUUGAAGACCUGGAUCUCAAUGCUUGAUUCAAGCUAUCUAGUUGGUUUCGGCUGAUUAGACUUCUGUCGACAACCACCCAUUUCUUACCCUCACCCAAUCCCUCGGAGGUUUUUCUAUCGUGUCGUUCAUGGCUUAUUUCUCCAAAAUUUGCAAUUAUUUCGGUUAUUUCUUGUCUGUUACGACAUCGUCGGGCUGGGUCACAAUGCCGCUCCUGUCGCUGUCGACCUCGUGUUUGAGUCUGGAUGCUUCUUUUUGUCGGCACGCACGAAAAGCAACUUCCUGUGUCUGAGUACAGUCUCAGACGUAUACCAACGCCCAAACAUCGGUGGUGAACUCUUUGUUGUUGUUGAGCAAGAAAAGCAAUGCAACGCUGAGCACUCGAGCCUUGUGCCGCUUGUUAUGUGUGGCCACACCAGUACAAAGGCUCGAAUUGUCCGCUUUGACUCCGUUCAGCUCGUUGAAACGACAGUGUUCUUCUGACUGACGGUCAUAGAAAAGCGGUAUGAAAGGACAACUUUGGCUGGGGAUUUUGGGGCUUCUAUCGGUGCAUCUCAGCAUGAGGGGGGCAUCAGCCCGCACAAGUGGUAUGAUGUAUUCAUGCUUUGUAUCAUGUAAUGAUGUGGCAUGAUUUAUUACCACGCGUUUUGGGAGCCUCCCCGGCGGUAUUUGUUUUUGUUGGCAGUUGGCACACUCGGCCUAAUUGAUGAAUGAGUCUUGUUGGGUACUUGGUAGAUCUUGCUGGCCAGGAUCCAACCAUGAAAAGCUUGCACCCAAGAAGGAGGUGAACGAUGAUUGUGGACGAACCAGGGGCAUCCUUUUACGAGUGUUAUGAUGAAUGAAGUCUUUGUGAUGAUUUAUGACGUGCAAUCGGUGGAUCGAUUGUCUGAAUGUAUGUAUGUGUGGUGUUUAGAUUGACGAUUGCAUCUGGAGUUGUUUCGAUUGGAUACCCAACAAGAUUGUCGCCCUUUGGAAGAGCUUGGGUUAGAGCAGACACCGACGACUCUGGUCGCGGAUUCCAUCAUUUAUGCAUUGAACCCAUGUUUUGAGUAUACAAAUGCUGUCGUCGAGGCCACUUGUG